GUCUUUCAGCGCCUUGGACAAGGCUGGGUUGGCUGCACGUUGCAGCCACCACAAUUUGCCGGCAAAUGGGACGAAGGGUGUGAUGACGCAGGCUCUCCGGCGCCACUGGGAGGAGCAAGUCGAUUUGGCAACGCGGUUGGCAACAGGCGUGCUCCCAGACCGUUCCCUUCGUGGUGAUAAUGCAGCUGCUGGUGCCAACGGUGCCGAAGUGGUGGCUUCAGCGACCCAUGAUGCCGUGGACAGGGCUCAGCCAGGUGCAGCUGCAGAAUGGCUUGCGUCCUGCAAGGAGGAUGGCAGCGCAAGCUCAUGGUCUUCGUGGGGUUCCCCGCUGACGGCUGAGACGGCUAGCAAAAACGUUGCUACAGAUUCAAAUGAUGCCGUCGAAGCUGCGCGAGAUAUCUUGGGUGGCAAGAUUCGUUUGGAGAAGCAUAUCCCCACCGCUUUCGCAAACGUGAAGGCAAGCAUUGCCGAGUUCUUCACGGGGAAGGACCAGCGACGGGGCUUAUGGCGAUCCAUUUUCUAUGUCGCUUCCGCUUUCUUGACAGGGCAGCAGAGGUCUUUCCAGCGCGACGUCCUCUGCCGAGAUGAUGAGAGCCAGGAGCCGGUGCCUGCGCUUCCGCAUCCACAGAGAGGGGCCCGUGUCUGCAACAUAUCCUUCGGAUGGGAUGAGACCAAGCAGGCGCACGUUACAAAUGCUCGCCUGCAGAAGGGUGGAGAGGAAGGGACGGAGCGGCUCUGCUUUUCUAGCCUAGGUACAUUUGUGCUUAUGUGGUCUCGGUCUGACAGCUUAUACGCGGCUAUUCUACAGGCAUUACAUGUUUGGGGCAGGAGUCUGUUUCAUGUGUAG
Molecule: messenger RNA, 847 nt
Organism: Symbiodinium pilosum
Lineage: Eukaryota; Dinophyceae; Suessiales; Symbiodiniaceae
Source: the annotation of a GenBank genome assembly